Molecule: messenger RNA, 2082 nt
Organism: Girardinichthys multiradiatus
Lineage: Eukaryota; Metazoa; Chordata; Actinopteri; Cyprinodontiformes; Goodeidae
Gene: dpys
Product: dihydropyrimidinase
Exons: 9
Coding region: 80-1570 (496 amino acids)
Biological process (GO): pyrimidine nucleobase catabolic process
Cellular component (GO): cytoplasm; cytosol
Molecular function (GO): dihydropyrimidinase activity
Source: RefSeq, a predicted model, not a curated record
AGAGAGCAGAGAUCAGUUUGCCUUAACUCUGUUUCCGCUGCGCUUUGUAAACGUUGAGCAGCAGCUGUCUGCAGCAGCAAUGGCAGAACCCAGCGGGAUUCUGAUUAAAGGGGGGAAAGUCGUAAACGAGGAUUGUUCUGUGUUCAGCGACGUUUAUAUCGAAAAUGGGAAAAUAGUGGAAGUUGGACCGAACCUUCAGAUCCCGGCGGGAGUGCGGGUCAUUAACGCCACAGACAAACUGGUGAUUCCGGGCGGGAUAGACACACACACGCACAUGGAGCUGGCGUUCAUGGGCACCAGGGCUGUGGAUGAUUUCCACAUCGGAACCAAGGCAGCUCUGGCCGGAGGGACCACAAUGAUCUUGGACUUUGUUAUCCCCCAAAAGGGGAAGUCUCUCCUGGAGGCCUAUGAUGCCUGGCGUAGUACAGCCGAUGCCAAAGUUUGCUGUGACUACUCACUGCACGUCGCUGUCACAUGGUGGAGUGAUGAGGUCAAGAAAGAGAUGGAAACUCUGGCCAAAGAAAAGGGAGUAAAUUCCUUCAAGAUGUUCAUGGCCUAUAAGGAUGUGUUCAUGCUUCACGAUUCGGAGUUAUAUGCUGCCUUCGCUCAGUGUAAAGCGAUCGGAGCCAUAGCUCAGGUGCAUGCUGAGAAUGGAGAUUUGAUCGCAGAGGGGGCCAAGAAGAUGCUGUCCAUGGGCAUCACAGGGCCUGAAGGGCACGAACUGUGUCGGCCAGAGGAGGUGGAGGCUGAGGCCACCCAACGAGCCAUCACCAUUGCCCACGCUGUCAAUUGCCCACUCUAUGUGGUCCAUGUCAUGAGUAAAUCUGCCGCCAAGGUGGUGUCUAACGCACGCAGGGACGGCCGUGUGGUGUUUGGGGAGCCAAUUGCAGCUGGGUUAGGCACUGACGGCACCCACUACUGGCACAAAGAGUGGGCCCAUGCUGCUGGUUUUGUCAUGGGACCUCCUCUUAGACCUGAUCCCAGCACUCCGGGGCUUCUCAUGGACCUCUUGGCCAAUGAUGAUUUGAGUGUGACGGGAACGGAUAACUGCACCUUUUCUGUGUGCCAGAAGGCCCUUGGCAGAAAUGACUUUACUAAGAUCCCCAAUGGAGUGAAUGGUGUGGAGGACAGGAUGUCUGUCAUCUGGGAGAGAGGAGUGCACAGCGGCAAAAUGGACGAGAAUCGAUUUGUUGCCAUCACCAGCAGCAACGCAGCAAAAAUCUUCAACUUCUACCCACAGAAAGGCCGAAUUGCCAAAAACUCUGAUGCCGAUGUGGUGAUAUGGGACCCCAAGAUGACAAGGAGGAUAUCAGCCAAGACGCACCACCAGGCUGUGGACUACAACAUCUUUGAGGGCAUGGAGUGCCAUGGUGUCCCCAUCAUCACCAUCUCCAGGGGCAAAGUGGUUUAUGAGGACGGCCAGCUGCAGGUUUCACCAGGAGAGGGCAGGUUCAUCCACAGAGUGCCUUUCUCCGAGUUUGUUUAUAAAAGAAUCAAGCAAAGGGACCAGGUGGGGAGACCUACAGCUGUGAUCAGAAAGCCGUAUGAAGGCAAGGUCGUCUCUGUUUGAACUGACAGAGAACAUAAAAGUCUCUGAAUGUCCAGCUGUGUCGACAGUAUGACCCAGUGGAUACCAGAGCAGCAAACAGAGGAAGUUUCUCAAUCAUAUAAGACAAUCUGAAAAUUCAAAAAUAUUUUAAUAAUCCCAAAGGGAAAUUCAAUUAAAUUAAAAGACGCAGAUGUUUAAUUAAGCUAUUGCAGUAUUGGCUGAGGACUGGCCUUUAGGUCAAGACUUCUCAACACCUAGUUGAGCUUUCUGCUGGCAGAUAACACCAUGGUACAUUUCUUCAGCUGUGUCAAGUUUUCAGGUCAGAUCAGCUCUAUUCACAGGUCAGUAGAACCCACUCAGCGGCUAAAAAUUGUUUUAGCUCUUAUGUUUAUGUUAUGCAGUCAUGUAAAAUGUUUUAAAGUAGGUAUUUAGCAUGAUUUCAUGUUUACAAAUGCAUGGAAAAUAAAUAAGCGAGUAUCAUUCAUACUCUGCAUGCUGUGAUAAUUGUGCAAUAAAAAUGCAUCUAGAUAUGA